Molecule: messenger RNA, 1180 nt
Organism: Aspergillus steynii IBT 23096
Lineage: Eukaryota; Fungi; Ascomycota; Eurotiomycetes; Eurotiales; Aspergillaceae
Product: Zn(II)2Cys6 transcription factor
Exons: 2
Coding region: 53-1141 (362 amino acids)
Biological process (GO): regulation of transcription by RNA polymerase II
Molecular function (GO): zinc ion binding; DNA-binding transcription activator activity, RNA polymerase II-specific
Source: RefSeq, a predicted model, not a curated record
UGCGAAACGCCUUGCGGACUCAAACACCACGGUCGCUCAGACUCGAGGUCUCAUGAUGCCCUCGGAUGAGAUGGCAUCGUCAAAGGUUCGCAGGGCGCAUCGCAAGACGCGAACAGGAUGCACUAAUUGCAAGAGGCGCCGCAUCAAGUGUGAUGAACAAAAACCGUCCUGUUCCAAAUGCAUCCAACGAGGCUUCAGAUGCGGAUAUCUCACCCGCCAUCCCGAAUGUGACUCCCCCGUGGCUGCAGCGACAGACUCACCCCAACCCCCAGCUCCCACGCAUGAGCUCCCCAUGAGAGAGCUGCAGCUCCUGCAUCACUUCACCACCUCGACGUACGCCACGCUCUCCCCGCGUGGCCACGUCAAGACCAUCUGGCGCGUCACGGUGCCCAAACUAGCCUUCUCCAGCGACUGUCUGAUGCGCGCCAUUCUCGCUCUAUCGGCGUUGCACCUCUCGCGACUCGAAGGGGACCUCGACCAUCAAGCGCACGCCAUCGGCUACUACGACGCGGCCCUCCGCUCCUCCACCCUCGCCAUGCUGAACAUCUCCCCGGAAACCUGCUCCGCCCUGUACGUCUGCUCCGAGCUGAUCUUCAUCUUCCACCUCGUCCACCCCUACCUCUCCGGCAACCCACUUCUCUCCCCCAACAACGAAGUCGCACCCUGGCUCGUUCUCCUGCGUGGCAUUCGCACCAUCGCCGACCCCUUCCGCGACGCUCUCCUCACCGGCGUCCUAGGGCCCAUGUUCGGCACCGAGCCCUCAACCCCCGACACAGUGAUCAUGGACUCGCUCGACACGUUCACCGCGCAUCUGCGCAAGACGCACCCCGAAGCUGACUCCGACCUGCACGCCUACCUCGUCGCCAUCGAGGAGCUGCGCCGCUGGUCUGCGGGCGUGGACGGCCACGGGUUCCAGUGGGCGGUGUACGUGGACGAGAGCUACAUCUCGCUUCUGCGACAGAUGAAGCCGGCUGCUCUGGUUAUUUUUGCGCAUUUUGCGCGCGUGGUUAAAAAGUCGGACUCGAAUUACUGGGUGCAUGGGUGGGCCGAUCGGCUGGUGGGGGUGGUCUAUGGGACGUUGGAUGAGAGUUAUCGGUUGUGGAUUCGGCCGGUGUUAGAGGAGAUGGGGGUGGCUAGGUAGAUUGAUUAGAGGUCUUUGUAAUAUAUCCUUGAGGUUGGU